CCUGCCGCCAGGCCGCGGGUGACGCACUACGCCUGCGCCGCCCGCCGCCCCGCCCCGUGACGUCACGACGCCGGCGCCGCCGCUGUCGCGAGGUCGUGAGAGUGUUUUCCCAAUAGCCUGGGUGAUCGCUGAUGUUCACACGGACUGCCUUCAGUCAUGGCCUUGGGUUUAAGGUGCUUCCGCUUGGUCCAUCCUGCCUUUUGCAAUUCUCUUGCAGCCUUGACCAGACCUGUUUCGGAAGUUAUGCUGAAGACAGUGAGUGGAAGACAGUUUGACCACGGGCAAUAUGUGGCCUGUGCAGCUGUACCAACCCGUCAUUUUGCUACCAAGAAAGCCAAAGCCAAAGGAAAAGGACAGUCCCAAACCAGAGUGAAUCUUAACACUGCCUUGGUGGAGGAUAUAAUCAACUUGGAAGAGGUGGAAGAAGAAAUGAAGUCUGUGAUGGAAGCACUCAAGGAUAAUUUCAAUAAGACUGUCAAUAUAAGGACCUCACCAGGAUCCCUUGAUCAUAUCACUGUGGUAACUGCUGAUGGAAAGCUGGCUUUAAACCAGAUUGGCCAGAUCUCCAUGAAGUCGCCACAGCUGAUCUUGGUGAACAUGGCCAGCUUCCCAGAGUGUACAGCUGCAGCUAUCAAGGCUAUAAGAGAAAGUGGAAUGAAUCUGAACCCAGAAGUGGAAGGGACGCUAAUUCGGGUACCCAUUCCCAAAGUAACCAGGGAGCACAGGGAAAUGCUGGCAAAACUUGCCAAACAGAACACCAACAAGGCCAAAGACUCUUUACGGAAGGUUCGUACCAACGCAAUGAAUAAGCUGAAGAAAUCAAAGGACAAGACCUCGGAGGACACCAUUCGACUCAUAGAAAAGCAGAUCAGCCAGAUGGCCGACGACACCGUGGCAGAGCUGGACAAGCAUCUGGCAGUGAAGACCAAAGAACUCCUCGGAUGAACGUCCACGGGGCCAGUUUCCAGUGACCCACCUGGUGGCAGAUUGGCAUCUCUGUACCCGUCCACACGGAAGGCCGACACCCUGUGUCAUCAGUCCUUGUGAGGCCCAGCUUCCAGAGGGACACCAGGCUUGUCCAGUCUCUCCCUCCAGCCCGUCGCCCCGUUCUGCUCUGGGCCUUCUGGCAGGGGUGGCCCUUUGGAGAAUGUCUGCUGCUGCCUAGAGACCAGGGCCACCGGCAGGCUGACCGCUGACUAGUCCUCAUCUCAGAGCCUCCUUCCCAAAUAAUUAGCACAGCCCUGUCCCCAAAUUUCGGUUUUGCUUGGUCUGAUGUGGGCCUUCACUUGUGACUGGAUACUUUUGCUAGAGGCCUAUUUUCACCAAGUAAUAAAAUCAAAUUAAAUUGAGAGAAUAAUAACCUUAAAGUAAAUGAUAGAGUCCGUGUGGAAGAAUGAUUUCUAAGGAGCUGGUGUGUGUAAAGCAGCCAGACAAUACUUCUCCCUCACACAUGCUCUUUACUCUCCCCGACCUUUUCCCCACUCCUCACCGGCCGCUCCUAUGCCUGCUUCCUUCUCAGCGGGGCUGGCACUUCCUUGGAAGCCUUCUUUCCCCCAGCUGAGGGCCCCUGGUAUUGGCUCGCACAGCACUAUUGUUCUCACCUGAACCUUAGCUAUUCUCUUUGAUAAUCAGUCUGUGUAUCUUCAGGAUUUGACAUAAUGCCUGGAACCAAUAGGCACUCAAAUGUGUUGUGAAUUAAUUGCAUGUAAUACUUGCACAACAAAUGCUGGCUUCUUUUCCUU
This is a messenger RNA of Pipistrellus kuhlii (Kuhl's pipistrelle), 1742 nucleotides long. RefSeq names its product mitochondrial ribosome recycling factor (gene MRRF). The coding region runs from base 157 to 945 and encodes 262 amino acids. The transcript is spliced from 7 exons. Gene Ontology annotation, cellular component: mitochondrion. Gene Ontology annotation, biological process: translation. Lineage: Eukaryota; Metazoa; Chordata; Mammalia; Chiroptera; Vespertilionidae. The record is from RefSeq and is a predicted model, not a curated record. Gene Ontology annotation, molecular function: ribosomal large subunit binding.